AUGUCAACUUGUAAUUCCUACAAUCUCGAUAAUGUUUUCAAAAGAUUCAAAGUUGUAGAAUUUCCGCUAUCUUAUGUUGGUCUGUCUACAACACGAGAAUUGGAUGUGGAAAUCGACCUUAAAACAUCAGCAUAUCUCAAAACGUUUUGCGAAGGAUGCUUACUGAAAUUUGAUGAGGCAUACGAAAUAUCUGCAUCGCAUAGAGCAUUUCUUAUUUCGCUAAUAGACAGCCAUACUAUUAAAAUAGCUUUCACACCUAAAAAUGAAUGUAUAUCAAAAGCAAGACAUUUCAAAAAUUUUGAUAAUAGAUUUGUGUUUGACUUGAGAUUAAUAAGAGCAGACGGAAGUCGUUGUUGCUAUGAUGAAUUUCAUUCAGAAAUUGGUAGAUACUACAUAAGUGGUCAAUUCGAAGAUUGCAAAGUUUUCCAUACACCAGAGACGCUAAAUUUUGGAAAUGUUAUUAUAAAUACCAAAAUGUCAAAAUACAUAAGAAUACGCAACGAAUCUUGUAUAAUGAGUGCUAAAAUGCAGUAUGUCAGAGUCACUGGUUUUGAGGUCACGCCUGAAAAUUUCACUAUAUUACCGAACACUUCUGCAAAAGUUUCCAUAACAAUAAAACCUACAUGUCUAAAAGUAAAAAAUAAUAUUCAGUUCAAAAUUAUUAACCCUCAUGAUAGUUUUAUGAAUAACACCUCGGGAAAUUUUAUCACCUACGUUGUUAAUUUUCAAUUAAAUAUAACUUAUCAAAAAUUAUCGAAACAAAUAUCAGUUGAAUCAUUGCACUUACUAAAUGAGCAGAAUGCUAUUUAUACUUACGUUGGUAAUGAGAGAAAAGUUAAAAAACUUCGAAAGGAGGCAGCGCUAAGAUAUCUUGAAAUAUCAAAAAAGUCGCAUGUGAAAAAAUCUAAUUUGGAAAAAUACAGCAGUAAUAACGAAUAUUGCCAUAUAAGUUCUAUAAGCUGCAAACCCACUAAAAACUUUUGCGAAACACUUGAAGAAAAUGCUACACUAUAUGAUCUCUUUCUUAUUCGAUUUGUUCCAUUUGUUAUAGAUUUUGGAAGAGUUGGUUUAUCUACGUAUGGUGAAAAAACCCUAUUAAUACAAAACUGUACAAAGUACGAUAUCACCGUUCACCUUUUAAAAAAUAAUUGCAUACUUUAUACAGAAAACAAAGUAAUUACUUAUAAAGUAAAAGUGAAAUCAUUUACAGAAAUAUGUAUAACCAUAUUAUGUCAUGGAUAUAUCGAAGGAAGUUUCGAUGGAACAUUUGAAUACAUGAUCAAUAAAAAAUAUUGUCGAAAACACCCUUAUACGCUACAAGUAGGUAACCCGGCAUUAAUGGUAAAUGAAAAGAGUUUAAAAUUUGGUAUGGUAACGACAGAAAGUUUUGUUACCUCUGUGCCUUUAAGAAUUUAUAACAAUUAUAACAUAUCAGCCAUGUUUAAAUGGGAUAACUUACUGCCAGACACUCCAUUUGAAAUAAUUCCAAAUACGGGCACAAUUCCAGGACAUUCUUGCAAGAUAUGCGAAGUUCAGUAUGUUUGCAAACCUACAAAAACGAAAACUCACGAGGUAAAUUUAUUUUCCCUGAGUACAGUCACUAGAACUAUACCUCUAGAAUUAAACAUAAUUACGCGUAAACUAUCAAUAAAAUUUUUACAAGCAGCGGUAGUAUUUAAAGAUAUCGCCUUAAAUUUGGAAACGAUAGAAAGGGUAAAACUUGAAAAUUCUUCGAGAGAAAUUGCUUUAUUUCACGUCGUAGAGCCUUUAAUACCUGGUUUUAGAAUAGAACCAAUGUUUGGUUCUAUAAGACCUAAAACGGUAAUGAAUUUUAAUAUAAUUGUUAAAAUUACAUGUAUUUUAGAAUUUGCUUUUGAUAUUAGUUUGAAAAUAAUUAAUAAAGAAAAUGUAAUCUUACCUGUAAGUGGAAAUGUGGUGGAACCAAAGAUAAUAGUUCACCCGAAGAAUAUAUAUAUGGCUAGAGUACCUUGUCAUAUGAUAACCUAUGUACCUGUAACGUUUCAAAAUAUUAGCACAUUGAAAACAAUCAUUGAUGUAUUAGAUACAAGUGAUGAAAAUAUUUUUAAUGUAUACGUGGCAGAAGGCAAUGAAAAAAAAAGAAUAUUCAGAUUUAUAAUUGAGGGAGGCCAAUCCAAGACCGUCUUCAUAAAAAUUUACGAUAUUUUUCGACGAGAGUAUGAAAUGUAUAUCCCUUUUAAAGUAAAUGACUUAUUAGGGCCGCCAAACAAUGAUACAAGCUCCACUGAAUUAAAAUAUUAUAUUGAAGAAUAUGAGAAGUCCUAUGAAAAUAAUUUAAAAGUUAAAAUUAAAACUGUAACUAAAGAUAUAACGUUUUGCCGAAUGACAGGUGUUAUAACAGUGCCGUGGAUUAUUUUUUCUCUUGACAAGUUUGAACUCGAUUUUAUGCCGAGUGGAGAUAAUACCAUCGAUUUUAGUAUGACUAAUAUUUCAAAAUAUUACUUGUAUGUGACUAUUCUUACAUCAAAACUGGCCCCUAAUUUCAGUUUGAAUAUACAUACUGUAGAACGUGAGUUUAUUAUAAAUGAAAGUCAAAUAAAAUUUGAAUUAGACUGUGAAAACCAAGCAAGUUUUACUUUAAAAUUUCAUCCGAAAGAUCAUGGUAAAUUUGUAGCCAUUGCCUUGUUAUAUUUAGAUAAAGAAAUGUCUACACCUUAUUAUAAUUUAACCUUUGUUGGCAAAAGGCAGGCGCCAGCUAUGAUUCCAGAUACGUACAGAAUUAUUUUUGCACCGUGUUAUAUAGGUGAAAAAGAUAUGCGAACACUCAAGAUUAAAACAGAAGGGCAAUCAGAGAAAGAAUUAUUUACUUGCAAUUCAAAAGAAGAACCAAAUCUAAAUGUGGAAAUCGUAAAUGCAGAUUUAAUUCAAGAAGAAGGAAUUUAUUUUACUGUAUUGACUGCGCAAAUUUCAGUUUCUUGUCAAACAUGUUAUGCGAGUAAUACAAUGUUAAAUUUUCAACAUAACAACGGAUCAGGAUGUGAAGUAGAAGUCUGUUUUUGCUUUACAUAUUGUGCAUUGACUUUACAUACACAGAAGUUUGUGAAACAGAAUAAUAAUCCCUAUCCAUAUUAUCCCCUAAAUACUCAAAGUGAUUUAUUUAACUAUAUGGAAACAGGUACCACAUUUUUAGAGAAGUGGAUGUUUCAACAAGGAUUUCGGAGGGAUUUGUUUCCAACAAUUCCAGACACAUUCCAUGCAAUAUCUUCGGGAAUUUCAUCUCAACAAGGUGCAACAAAAUCAAAAGGAAUAAACGUUUCAUAUCUUAAUUUUUUGAGGAGAAUUGCAGGCCCGCUAAUGAAACACGUACGUAAAAUUAAUGCUGUUGGAGUUGAUGAUUCAUUCAAAUGUGUUAAAGAGAUUCAUGAUACUUACCGAGAAAUAAUAAACUUAUUGAAGUCACGAGGAGCUAACUUAUGGACUUUACAAGCAACUUUUCUUUUAAGUUACGAUCAAUUUGUCAUUUAUUCUGAAAAUGUUACCGCAAAGUGUAAUGCUGAUAUUAUUUUUACCCAAAAUCUCAAAGAAAAUGUGGCACUAUUUGAUAGAUUAAAUAAACAAAGUUGGUUUGAUUUUAUUUUGCAAAGCUACAAGGUAUUUGUGAUGGACAGUUGUUUCUUCGAAUGUAUUUGCAUGAGCUCCCAGCCUCGAGAUAUUAUCAAGAUAUUAAUUGACUGGUAUAAUGAAAAUAUAGCAUUACAACAUAUAAAGCUUCGAGGCAAAGAUAAAGGAAUUAAAAUCGUAACAAAUAUAACCACUGAUUUAUCUGACGGCAUAGCUAUAAUAUCUGUAAUAUUACAUUACUGCCCGUUUUUGGAAGAACAUUUUCGGCAAUUCUGUGUAAUAGGUGACUCUGAAGGUGAUAUAAUUAAUAACGCAUGUCUCAUAAUAGAGGCAACAAAUUUAUUAAGACUUUAUUUUCCACUAAAUAGUAAAGAUUUUACUCAACCAAAUUUUCUACUUAUGCUAUUUCUUUCUAUACAUUUAUAUGUCACGUUACCUAUGUUCAAGCCAAGAGAUUCGGUUCAAUUUAAGCCACCUCUAUUGAGGAGUUCGUCUAGACAAGUCGUUAUAAACCCUACAGGGCAAGAAUCAUUGAUAUUUAACUAUACCCUAUUAAACAAUAAAAAAAAUAGUUUUUCCGUAGAGAAAGCUUCUUCCGCCGAUAAUGGCAAAAAAAUGCAUCUUAACGUUAAAUACACAGCAAAUUUUGUUGAAAAAGAGUCAGCAAUACUAUUGAUUCAUGGUUAUAAUAAAACAAGGAUAUUUGACACAUAUAUCGUGUUCUUGCUUCAUGGAUACGUAGGGUCACUUUAUCCGACAAGGAAGUGUAAAGUAACAGGGCCUUUGUACAGACCCAACAAAGUAGACAUUUUGGUAGCAUCACCAUUUUUAGUAACAGCUUUGUACAAGCUAUAUUUAAUGGAUGAAGAACCGACCAUACCAAUUAGAUAUGACGAUAACUCAAGAUUGAGAUUUUGUGUAAAACGUCUGUGUCUAAUUGACAAGGAAAUUACUUUAGUUGGUAUGCCUAAAGAAACUGGGCAGGAAAUACCAGAUCAUAAACUACAUUUACAAAUUAUGUGCCUCAGUACGCAAAUAAGCAACUCUUGGAUAUGGUUUAGAAGUGAGGCAGGGGAAUUUUAUGUACGAGUGACAACGCAGCCACGUUGGGACCUGGCUAUAGAUACUUUACAAACAAAAGUGCAAGCAUGGCCUUUAGAUCCCUGCAGUUGCGGGGAAGCCUGUGAAUGUUAUCGAACGACUGUUUUGAUGAUACCUCAUAGAAACGAACUAAUGUUAAAAUCACUGAGAUAUGCUCUUGUUGAAAAUGCUUCAGAAGUAAUGAUUCAAGUUUACGACCAACUUAUUGAAACUGCUACGGGUAAAAUAAUCUUGAGUAUGCUACUAGAGGAAGGUGGAACAAAUUUGUCUGAAGUGCAACAUAUACUACGCAGUGAUACAACUUACCGAAUUACAUCCAGAGCGCUCCACCCUAGACUUGAAAGAGCAACAUUAGCUCAGCACACAGGAGCUCUCCUAGCACUACCCGUAACCAUACCCGCUCAAGACAAGGCUGAAAAAUACUCUGUUACCUUCACAUCUGAAUGUGGAAUGGAUAUUCGCACUUAUAGAGUUUUAUUUAUCGAGUCCUACAGCGAAUAAAAUACAUGGCAAUGGUGCCAA
Molecule: messenger RNA, 5223 nt
Organism: Pararge aegeria (speckled wood butterfly)
Lineage: Eukaryota; Metazoa; Arthropoda; Insecta; Lepidoptera; Nymphalidae
Exons: 5
Coding region: 1-5202 (1733 amino acids)
Molecular function (GO): protein binding
Source: RefSeq, a predicted model, not a curated record